AUGUGCACCAGAGACACGAGAUACUUGGUGAAUGGAAAUCUGUCAACCAGCAAAUCCGAAGCUAGGAAGGUCCAGCAGAAGGUCGUGAGAUAUUACAUGCAAGACGACAAGCUUAUUCACAUAUCAUACUAUAGCCCUCAUCUCACUUGCAUAAAGUGCUCUCAAACACUUAAGGUCCUCUGCAAAAUUCACGACGACGAGUGUGGCAACCACUCAGAGGGCAGGUCACUCGCCCAGAAGGCUCUAAACAAAGGCUAUUUCUGGCCUACCAUGCGCCACGACUCCACCGAAUAUGCUAGGAGAUGUGAUCUCUGCCAACGGUACAAAUCAGUUCCUAACCUACCUGCCGAAGUCUACCAUCUGCAGAAUAGUCCAUGGCCAUUCAUGCAAUGGGUCAUUGACCUAGUAGGUCCCUUGCCACCGGUGCCCGCCAAGAAAGAUAUGAUGAUCGUUGUCACUAACUACUUUACUAAAUGGAUUGAGGCCGAAGCCCUAUCCUCUACCAAAGAAACAUAA
This is a messenger RNA of Prunus armeniaca (apricot), 516 nucleotides long. The record is from the annotation of a GenBank genome assembly. NCBI's taxonomy places the organism in Eukaryota, Viridiplantae, Streptophyta, Magnoliopsida, Rosales, Rosaceae.